This is a messenger RNA of Benincasa hispida (wax gourd), 1749 nucleotides long. Its product is annotated as cyclic dof factor 1-like. Lineage: Eukaryota; Viridiplantae; Streptophyta; Magnoliopsida; Cucurbitales; Cucurbitaceae. Gene Ontology annotation, biological process: regulation of DNA-templated transcription. The record is from RefSeq and is a predicted model, not a curated record. Gene Ontology annotation, molecular function: DNA-binding transcription factor activity; DNA binding.
CCUAACUUCCUUCCCCUGCUCUUAACUCUCCCAAAAAUCUCCUCUUUCUUUCAACUUUCAACUUUCAACUUCCCAACUCCUCCUCCUCUUCUUCUUCCAAGAAUUUCAAUUAUGUUCGAUUCUAAAGAUCCUACUAUUAAGCUUUUUGGCCGUCAAAUUCCACUUUCCGACGAGGGCGAAGCUCCGGUGAUUCUUGACAAACAUGCACAACCCAGAAAGGACGAUGCUGUUGAUGAUCCUGAGAAACCUGUUGAUGAUUCAAAUGAUUCAACAAAUCUGGAGGGAGGGGAAGAAGCUAGCGUGAAUCCCAAAACGCCAUCUAUAGAUGAAGAAACUGCGACGCCUAUUAAUGGAGAAACAGAGAGUGAAAAACCUAAUUCAGAGAAAACCCUAAAGAAGCCCGAUAAAUUGCUUCCAUGUCCUCGUUGCAAAAGUAUGGAGACAAAGUUCUGUUACUAUAACAAUUACAAUGUCAAUCAACCUCGCCAUUUUUGUAAAGCUUGUCAAAGAUACUGGACCGCCGGUGGUACCAUGAGGAACGUGCCGGUAGGAGCCGGUCGUCGGAAAAGCAAAAACUCUGCUUCUUAUUACCGUCACAUCACAAUCUCUGAUGCUCUUGAAGCUGCUCGAAUUGAGACUCCAAAUGGAACCCACGAACCAAAAUUCAUUGGUAACAAUGGCAGAAUCCUUAGUUUUAAUUCGGAUGGACCGAGUUCUGAUCCUGUGGUGGGCUCUGUUUUAAACCUUGCAGAAAACAGAGUUUUGAGUAAUGGGGUAAAGAAGUUUGAAGAGAGAGGAUCUGAUCAAGGGUGUGACAAAAGCUCGAGUUUAUCUUCUAUGGCAGUUCAAAGUUCAUCAGAAUUGAAAAUCAAUGGCUUUCCUUCUCAAAUUUCAUGUAUUUCUGGAGUUCCAUGGCCUUUUGUUUGGAAUUCAUCAGUUCCUCCACCAGCUUUUGGCCCUCCAGGAUUUCCCUUAUCCUUUUUUCCAGCAGCUGCUUGGAACUGUGGGGUUCCAGGACCAUGGAACACUCCAUGGUUUUCACCACAACCUGAAAAAUCUGUGGGUCCUGACUCUAAAGCUUCUUCAACACUGGGAAAACAUCAAAGAGACAAUGAAAUGGCCAAAGAAGAAGCCAUUUCAAGUAAAGAAGAGGGUGUUAAGCAGAGAAAUGGACACGUCUUGACUCCAAAGACUUUAAGGAUUGAUGACCCUAGUGAGGCUGCAAAAAGUUCCAUAUGGGCAACACUUGGAAUAAAGAAUGAAUCAAUCACUGGAGGAAAAAAUCUGUUCAAAACCUUUCAACCUAAAGGCCAUGAGAAAGUUCAAGUAACUGAAACCUCCUCAGUUUUGCAGGCAAAUCCUGCAGCCUUGUCGAGAUCUCUCGUCUUUCAUGAGAGCUCUUGAAGGUGUAUGUCAUCGUCAUCGUCAACGGUGGAAAACUCUUCAUGUAGAUUAGAAGAAUGAAGAUGGGAUUUUGAGCUCACUCAAAGUGAGUCAGAAUUUGCUAACCUUUGAAUUAGAGAGUAUCAGGUAGCUGGUGAGCCAAAUGAAACAAAGAUGAGGAGGAAAGAGCCAUCGGUUACCUAAUUUUCUCAGCAGUAGAGCCAAACUAGUACUAAGAAAUGCAAAUUAUAAUAUUAUUCCCCUUUUUAACUGUUUUCACUUAUUGUUGAGCUUGGUUUCUUUCUUUAACCAUCUAAUGUACAGCUAUAUAUAGAGAUGUGAAAUACUAACGUAGAUUUGCAGAAA